GUGGUUGUUAGCGCCAGUCAACGACUGAGCUUAACCGAGAAGUGUGUGCGCAUUAUGCCGAACCAGUUAUUAAAGACUGAGAUCUUGUUUGAUUCCAUUUCUCGUAAAACAUAUUUAGUAAUAGAACAAAAAAGGGCUGAGCAAUCUUUUUCUUCACUUAUUCCCUUUGGAUAACAGAGUGAAAAAAGGGAAAGUUAGAAGAUAGCUAUAGGGUUGUACUCGACAUCACGGUUGCUUACGUCGCACUCACAGUCACUGCACAAUGUCGUCAUCAGAAUCAGCUGUUUGCCAAACAUGGCGCUGUCGAAUGCACAAAGCAAGUGAUUUUUGGACAUGUAACAGAAAUUCGGAUACAGGAAUACGGUGUUUUUAUCAUGUAGUGCAUGUAGGAGUCGUGUGGUGCUAUGGUAUAGAUCGACAUUUCAAGUAAGCCCUUCCACCUACUGCAUAUGCUCCAUCGGCGUGCACAAAUAAAACAGAUUAUCUUACGCAAUGCUGUUUAUUUGCGUGUGAUUUUUGCUGCAACUUGUCAGAUGUAGACAAUGGCAACUCUAACGGUUGGUCGAAAGCUAGGACGUACUUUUAAGGUGGUGGAAGUUUUUUUGCGCCGAGAAUGCGGUACAGAUAGUGUAUGGAAUAAACCUGAAACAUCUCAGUUAGCAAAUACGCACCGGAAGAAAGAACAUGGCAUAAUGGAUAGCUCAGCGAAAAUCCGAAGCCGACGUAAUUCUUCGUUAGUUCGAACAAUCAAGAAAUAUCUCAAUGGAUUGAUCGUCGAGAACAAAAUAACAAAACCCCUAGGAACGAUCAUAGCAACACAAAAUGAUUAUCUCAAACAGGAGUUUGGUCCCCGUGUUGAUUGUUCCAACAAGUAUACUUCGCAUACAUGUAAUGUUACCGUCCCGUUCAUGCAGAAGUCAUCAUCUUUAACUCGUCACUUCACCAUUAGGAGUAAAAUUAAAGAUCGCAACCAACUGUCACAUGGAUCUCUGCGAAUAGUCGAAACCGGGUACAAGGAGCUACCGAAUGAAAACGUUCAGGAAAAAAUAUGGCCGCGCUUCGAUUACCGUAAGCAUUCGUCGCGAUUAGCUGUAGUUAAGCUCAAGCCUUCGAAAUCGAUUAAUAAUAAAAGUAGUAGUACUGAGUGAAGUCUGGUCGGAUUAUUGAGCCUACUCUUUUAUCUGUCUGUAAGUGACCAAUGACGCCGAAAAAGUCAACGACUUGAUGCAAAUGAAACAUCUCAAGUAUCGCAUACCACAAUUUUUACCUAUUAUAUGAUUUUGUUGCGACCUGUUAUAGCUUCAAGAUAAACUUUUCAAAAUUAUGAAAGCUUCGAACGACGUAGAACUCUGUAUCAGCAUACGACACACUGGCGCAAACUUUGGCAAGCGGAGAACAGCUACUUGAAUGAUGGCAAAUUUAUUUCACCGACUCCUUUGUUUGGAUUUUAGAUUUGUAGGUUGCAUUAACCAGGAAUUUAUUAUUAACAUGAGUAUUUCAGUACUUCGCUAACAGCAGUAAAAUUAAAAAAAACACGCAAGGCAAAUA
Varroa destructor (honeybee mite) is the source of this 1548-nucleotide messenger RNA. RefSeq lists its product as uncharacterized. Lineage: Eukaryota; Metazoa; Arthropoda; Arachnida; Mesostigmata; Varroidae. The record is from RefSeq and is a predicted model, not a curated record.